AUGGUCACCGUGUACCGGAUCCGGGCCGCACCUUGCCGCCCCUUCCUCUUUUCCUCCUCCACAGUCCUCGCGCACACAGGGACGAAGAGUGCUGCUGGGGAUUCGGCAAAGUCUUCCGAGAACGACCAUGGCGUCUCGGUUGGACUGCCGAGAGAGAAACAUGACACGAAGGCGGCAUGGCUUUGGGACAACACAUCUUUCAAUCUUGAACUUAAUCGAAAAGAAGUUGAGGUUGUGGUGGUGCAAAUACUUCGACAAGGGUCCCGCAAGAAAUCCUUGCUUACAGCACGAGGAUGGAAGCACAAAACCAAACAAGAGACAUCUUCUUUUUGUUGUUACAGUCGUGUCGGAUCCGGGGGGUUGAGUGUUUGGGCUUAUGCACCCAUCACGUCCGACAUUAUGCCGUUCGAGGCCGGGGAUCCAGGGGCAUCUUCUAAGUUCAGGAUGGGCACUCUCUGGAAGAACCUAAUGUCCAAGGAAGGGAGGGGGCAAACACUUCGAUCAAAGGUCAAAUAUCGACACUACGGUCCAACACAAGGAAAACAUCGGCUCGGAAAGGCCGCGAGGACCGGUGCCAUGGGUGCCGCCCUCGUGCCUGUGCUGCAGAGAGUUCCACGUAUGGGAGAUGAACCGCGACACAUCCUCAUCAAAAACAACGACACGGACAGAUCUCCGCCCUUUGCCCUGUGA
Messenger RNA from Colletotrichum godetiae, 690 nucleotides. RefSeq lists its product as uncharacterized. NCBI's taxonomy places the organism in Eukaryota, Fungi, Ascomycota, Sordariomycetes, Glomerellales, Glomerellaceae. The record is from RefSeq and is a predicted model, not a curated record. The coding region runs from base 1 to 690 and encodes 229 amino acids. The transcript has 2 exons.